Molecule: messenger RNA, 1706 nt
Organism: Nerophis ophidion (straightnose pipefish)
Lineage: Eukaryota; Metazoa; Chordata; Actinopteri; Syngnathiformes; Syngnathidae
Product: gastrula zinc finger protein XlCGF57.1-like
Exons: 1
Coding region: 1-702 (233 amino acids)
Biological process (GO): regulation of transcription by RNA polymerase II
Molecular function (GO): DNA-binding transcription factor activity; RNA polymerase II cis-regulatory region sequence-specific DNA binding
Source: RefSeq, a predicted model, not a curated record
AUGAGAACACACACUGGAGAAAAAGCUUUUUCAUGCUCAAUCUGUGGUAAAAGUUUUACUCGAAGGCACUCUUUGAAAAGACACAUGAGAACACACACUGGAGAAAGACAUUUUUUGUGUUCGAUCUGCGGUAAAGAUUUUACUCAAACAUACAUUUUGAAAAUACACAUGAGAAUACACACUGGAGAAAAACCUUUUUCCUGCUCAGAAUGUGGUAAAAGUUUUGGAAAAAAUCAAAGUUUAAAAGUACACAUGAGAACACACACAGGAGAAAAACCGUUUUCCUGCUCAGAAUGUGGUAAAAGUUUUGUAAGAAAUGAACGUUUAAAUGCACACAUGAGAUCACACACUGGAGAAAAACCUUUUUCAUGUUCAAUCUGCGGUAAAGAUUUUACUCGAAGGGACCAUUUCAAAAAACACAUGAGAAUACACACUGGAGAACAACCUUUUUCAUGUUCAAUAUGCGGUAAAUAUUUUGCUCGAAAGAACUACUUGAAAAUACACAUGAGUACACACACUGGUGAAAAACCUUAUACUUGUUCAGUAUGUUGUAGAAGUUUUAUACAAAGUAUGCAUUUGAAAAGACACAUGAGAAUACACACUGGAGAAAAACCUUUUUCAUGUUCAGUCUGCAGUAAAGAUUUUACUCAAAUGCACCAUUUCAAAGCACACAUGACAAGACACACUGCAGACAAACCUUAAACAUGUUCAGUGUGUUGUAAAAGUUGUAUACAAAGUCCGUAUUUUGAAAAGACUCAUGAGAAGACACCCAGGAGAGAAAGUGUUGAGUUGCAGUGUGUGUGGUGAAAGAUUGUCUUCUAAGUACCAGUGUAAGAAACACAAGUGUGCUGGUGAGAACAGCAGCAGCAAAUGAAACUGCAGGAUUUGAAAUAAACUGUCAAAUCUUAACUUCGACUUUGUAACAACAUCAGCACAUAGAUUCUAACAUUUAUAGAUUAGAUAUUUCAGAUUAUUGCUUUUUUCAGUCAAGUACAUGUUUUAAUAUACAACAUUGUGUACUUUUAUUUAAAAAUGAACACAACACUUUGACUGUAAAGAUGAGAAUAAACAGGACAAAACAUGUUACGAAUACUUUUUAUGUGUAUAGAUAUAUUCAGAAAUCAUGUUUGAUUUUUAAUGAUGUUGUAGAGUAACUCCUUUAAAUGAUGUACAUAUUUGUUUUACAUGUGUUCAUACCUUUGCUUUUGAGUACACAUAAAUCCCUCUUAAUUCAAAUUUAGUGGUUCACACUUGAAACACCUUCUGGACCACUUCUGGAAACAUAUUAUUAUUUACUUUAUACAUUUUCAGCAGUUGUCUUUUAUACAAGAUCAUUUACUUUUAAAAUCUGUGACUUUAUGAAUCAUUUGUUGGGUCUCAAUAAUCAAAUUUUUUUAAUUAAUCUGUAUUACUCUCUUUUGUAAUAUGAAUAUUGUUUUAUAUGUAUGUCCCCUUUAUGCAAUAUGUAGAUUACAGAAAAUGGCAACAUUAUAUGUGGAAGGUUAUGAAGGAUAGUUUUGUUUUUAAUAAUCUACAUUUCUUAUUUUUUUUAAAAACUACACAUGACAAUUUAAAAAAAAAAAAGUUGUUUAUGAUUUUGUUCCCCCUUUUUUAGAAUCCCUCAAACAUUAUCAAUUUCAGAAAACAUGGGGAAGUUUGGAUUGUUAGGGAAAAGUCAAUAAAAGUCAAUCCAUCCAUUGUUUCUA